Ilex paraguariensis (yerba mate) is the source of this 2815-nucleotide messenger RNA. Lineage: Eukaryota; Viridiplantae; Streptophyta; Magnoliopsida; Aquifoliales; Aquifoliaceae. The record is from the annotation of a GenBank genome assembly.
ACUAGAAAAGAGAAUCAUCAAUAAUCUAACCUUAAGCCACUUUGCAUGAACAAGCUCUAUGAAAUGGCAUCUGGAAGUAUUAUUUUCAUGUUUCUCUCUCUUAAUCUCUACUUCUCAAGUGCACAAACCUGGAUCAAAUCCGGCUACUGGUAUUCCGGCAGUGAAUUCCCUGUCCCUGACAUAAAUUCUGCUCUCUUCACUCACCUUAUGUGUUCUUUUGCGGAUAUAAACUCUUCUACACAUGAGCUCUCCAUCUCCCCUUCCAAUCAACCAUACUUUUCCACCUUCACCACCAUCGUCAAGAAAAGAAACCCGUCGAUUAAAACUCUUCUAUCUGUAUGGGGUUCAAGAACAAACUCUUCAGUCAUGUCUUCGAUGGCAAGCCAACCAUCUUACAGAAAAUCUUUCAUUGACUCUUCGAUAAAAACAGCUCAGCUUUACGGGUUUCAUGGCCUUGACCUUUGGUGGAUUUCGCCAGAGUCUGGUUCAGACAUGACCAAUAUGGCCAUCCUCCUUGACGAGUGGCGAUCUGCUGUGAAUUCUCUGAAAAGAAAAUCAGGAGAGUCAGAACUGAGCUUGACCAUGGCUGUUCAUUACACACCAACUCUGGACUCCAUUACUUACCCAAUUGACUCAAUAAAGAGGAACUUAGAUUGGGUACAUGUCAAAUCAUUCGACUAUUAUUUACCUUCAAGGGAUAAAUUCACAGGUGCCCAUUCUGCUCUGUAUGACCCAUCAAGCAACAUAAGUACUGAUUUUGGUGUAAAGGAAUGGAUCAGUAAAGGACUACCAGCUAGCCAGUUAGUUUUGGGAUUGCCAUACCAUGGCUACGCAUGGACACUUGCAGACCCCAAAAACAACACUAUGGGUGCGCCGGCAUUAGGUCUGGCCAUUACAGCAGAUGGAUCCAUGAGCUAUAAGUACAUCAAGUGGUACAUCAGAAGUUAUGGAGCUGUUCCUGUGUACAAUGCUACUUAUGUGGUAAAUUACUGUGUCAUUGGCUCCUUCUGGAUUUGUUUUGAUGAUGUUGAGGCCAUCAAAACAAAAAUUUCUUAUGUAAAGGAGAAUAAGCUACUUGGCUACAAUGUCUUUCAAGUCCCCAAUGAUGACAACUGGAUGCUCUCUCAGGCAGCUCAAGACAACUUGAAUAAUCACCACAAAAAGCAGCAAUUCCUGGUAAUUAUUCUGCUGAUCAUUGCUUCAGCUAUUCUCCUAUUUUGCUUACUGAUGUGUUACUUGUGGAGGAGGAGACUCAAAUCAAAAGUGAUGAUUCUAUCAAAGAAGAAAUCACCAGAUACAUUAGAAAACAAUAUGUCAACUGCAGAAAGUUCAAAUAGCAACUCUCCUACUGUGCAAGUUUUCAAAUUUUCAGACAUCAAAGCAGCUACAAAUAACUUUUCAAGUGAAAAUAAGCUUGGCGAGGGUGGUUUUGGGCCUGUUUACAAGGGUAAAUUACCCAAUGGACUGGAAAUUGCGGUGAAGAGACUUUCAAAGAGUUCUCAUCAAGGACUUGAGGAGUUCACAAAUGAGGUUACACUUACCGCAAAGCUGCAACAUAUAAAUCUGGUAAGAGUUUUGGGUUGUUGCACUGGAAGGGAAGAAAAGAUGCUGAUCUAUGAGUACAUGCCAAACAAAAGCUUGGAUUUCUACCUCUAUGAUCCAAUGAGCAGAAUGCUGUUAGAUUGGGAAACAAGGGUUCAAAUCAUUGAAGGGAUUACUCAAGGUCUUCUCUAUCUCCAAGAAUACUCGAGAUUAAUAAUAAUUCACAGGGAUUUGAAGGCUAGCAACAUUUUACUAGACAAUGAGAUGAAGCCAAAGAUAUCGGAUUUUGGCCUAGCAAGAAUUUUCCAAAAAGAUGAAUAUGAAGCAAACACAGACAGGAUUGUUGGAACAUACGGUUAUGUCCCUCCUGAAUAUGUAAAACGAGGUGUAUACUCCACGAAAUAUGACAUAUACAGUUUUGGAGUCCUACUUCUGCAAAUCAUAAGUGGCAAAAGGAAUAACUGCCUUUACGGUGUUUAUGACAACUUAAAUCUUCUUGAAUAUGCAUAUGAGCUGUGGAAGGAUGGUAAAGGAAAGGAGUUUAUGGAUCCAACACUGGAUGAUGCAUCUUCGUCUUGCAAACUCAUGAGAUGCAUGCUAGUUGCUUUGUUGUGCGUUCAAGAAAACGGGCUGGAUAGACCAUCAAUGUUGGAAAUUUCUUCAAUGCUGAAAAAUGAAACUGGAUCAAUAGCUACUCCUAGAAGGCCCGCUUUUUCAUCAUACACGGAUAAAAAUGUGGAGAAUACAUCGGAGAAAGAGGUCUUUUCCAUCAAUGAGAUGACAAUUUCCCAAAUGGUGCCCCGAUGACCAUCCAGGCCCCAAUGACAAAUCAUUCUUCAGUCAUCCUAGUCCUUCCUGCUCCCCCCAUAGCCCAUAAAGCGUGGGGGAGCUCUAGAGAGGUAGUGAUCGAAUACCCCAAUCAAUCUAAGGAGCACUCAGUCUAACAAGGGAGGAGUUUCAUCCCGCCAUUCCUAACUUUAGGAAGGAAUGGAGUAAGAGAUGCCUUUCUUACGCAGUCAUCCCUCCGUUCCUGACAGAAUUUAAUGUGCUCUUAGCCAUAUGCUAGAUGUCGUAAUGUGAACAUACAGCGCCAGGAAUGUGAAGAAAUCUAAUUUCAUAAAGGCUGAUGCUUAGACCAUACUGAUAUACAACAUAAUUGUACUUUCAGGUUGUAACUCAUAAGUAACGAGUGACAGUAGACUAACGAUAGUAUCUACGUCUGGUCUCUCUCCCUCUCUCUCUCUCUCUCUCUCUCUUCUCACUCACUCACUAA